This is a messenger RNA of Vicia villosa (hairy vetch), 1426 nucleotides long. RefSeq names its product tryptophan synthase alpha chain-like. Gene Ontology annotation, molecular function: tryptophan synthase activity. Gene Ontology annotation, cellular component: cytosol; chloroplast. Bases 181 to 1041 code for a protein of 286 amino acids. The transcript has 9 exons. The record is from RefSeq and is a predicted model, not a curated record. Gene Ontology annotation, biological process: L-tryptophan biosynthetic process. NCBI's taxonomy places the organism in Eukaryota, Viridiplantae, Streptophyta, Magnoliopsida, Fabales, Fabaceae.
UGUGCCAACAAUUUGAGCUUAUCUUAUUCUAUAGAACAAAAUGCAGCCACUGUAGCGUCUGAAACAACAAAGUGGAAUCGCACUCAACUCAACUCGCCGGGAAACCCAGCCGAACUAACUCGUCGCCGGCCACUAACCCUCCGGCACUCAUCCAGGUUUGGGGAGAAAGCAUUUUUUUUUAUGGCCAUUGCAUUUAAAUCAUCUUGCUUCUUGCAAUUGAACAAACCCGAGACCGGUUUCCGGAGCAGUUUUUCCUCCAAGAAAACUGUAGUUUCGGUGAAACGAUACACUCCGGUGGUGGCUGCUAUCAAGACCAUGGAAACAGUUGGACUCUCCGAAACAUUCAAAAGACUGAAGGAACAAGGAAAAGUGGCUUUAAUCCCAUACGUCACAGCUGGUGAUCCUGAUCUUUCAACCACAGGAGAAGCACUCAAAGUGCUUGAUUCAUGUGGAUGCGACAUUAUUGAGCUCGGUGUUCCUUACUCUGAUCCUUUGGCGGAUGGUCCUGUUAUCCAGGCUGCUGCUACACGAGCUUUAGCAAGGGGGACUAAUUUUGAUUCGAUUAUUGCUAUGUUGAAGGAGGUUAUUCCGCAGUUAUCUACUCCAAUUGCACUGUUUACGUAUUACAACCCAAUACUGAAGCGUGGUACGGGGAAAUUUAUGGCCACUGUAAGAGACACCGGUGUUCACGGGCUUGUAGUCCCUGAUGUUCCUCUGGAGGAGACAAAAAUGUUAAGGGAAGAAGCUAAGAAGAAUGGAAUUGAAUUGGUACUCCUCACAACACCCACCACUCCGGCAAACCGGAUGAAAGCCAUUGUUGACGCUGCAGAAGGAUUUGUGUAUCUUGUGAGCUCCGUGGGGGUAACUGGAGCCCGAGCGUCCGUUAGUGCUAAAGUUCAGGCCCUUCUGCAGGAAAUCAAAGAGGCAACAACUAAGCCUGUGGCCGUUGGUUUUGGAAUAUCAACUCCUGAACAUGUGAAGCAGGCAAGUACUUUGUCCAUAUUUAUUUUAGUAUGCUUCUACUUAACUUUGGUUAAAUAAUUGAUCAAUCAAAUAAUUUGUUACAGAUAGCGGGAUGGGGAGCUGAUGGAGUGAUUGUUGGCAGUGCUAUAGUGAAGGUGCUUGGCGACGCCAAAUCUCCCCAAGAAGGAUUGAAAGAACUAGAAAUUUUCACCCGCUCCUUAAAAUCAGCACUGGAUUGAAAUUAUGUCUGGAUAUGCACAAACUUGUAGUAGUAUAUUUUUGUUGAUCCAUUCUAAUAGUUGUUUGUCUUCAUGGAUAAUGGAUCUGUUUUUAUUAAGUUUUGAUAAAUUAAAAUAACAAGAUGCAUGGGGAGAAUUUAAAAUUUUAGUUCAAGUUGGAAUGAGUUUAAGAUUUUUAUAAAUAAUGAGCUAGUAUCUAAAGGAAACUUAAAUUCUUUUGUCAA